AUGACGCCGCUGACGCGGGCGUUGGCGGGUCCCGCCCGCGCGCUCGCGCGGUCGGGUCGAUCUCCCCGCGCGCCCGCCCGUCGCCUCGUCGCCGCCGCGUCGGCGCCGUCCUCGUCGUCGUCGUCAAACGACGCGGGUGUCCUGGUGCUCUUCGCGCCGACGCUGCGCGCCACCGAGCGCGUCGCCGCCCUCCUCGCGGCGGAUGCGAGGCGGGGCGACGUGCUGUGCCUGCACGGCGACGUCGGCGCGGGGAAGAGCGCGCUGAGCCGCGCGUACGUGCGAGCCGUGGUGGGUGACCCCCACGUCGACGUCCCGUCGCCCACGUUCCUGCUGCAGCAGGUGUACGACGACCACUGCGACGGCGACGACGCCGGUCCGCCCCCCGUCCAUCACUUCGACCUCUACCGGCUGAAAGGCCCGGGCGACUGCGACAGGCUCGGGCUGGAGGAGAGCUUCGCGACGGCGUCGUCGCUGAUCGAGUGGGCGGAGCGGCUCGGGGAGAGGUGCCCGGGGGAGAGGUUGGACGUGUACAUCGACGCGGCGGCGGUCGGCGACGGGGCCGGCGCGUCGGGAGGCGCCGUGGUGGUGGUCGAGGAUGACGACGGGGAAGAACACGAAGAGGACGGGGAUGACGACGACGACGACGAGGAAGAUGAUGACGCGGACCCGGCGUUCGUGGACAGGAAACCGCGGGUCAUCCGACUCGCCCCGAGGGGCGACGUGUGGCGACGGCGCGUGGACGCGCUCGCCGCGAAGCUGGCGCGGUAG
Messenger RNA from Micromonas commoda, 768 nucleotides. RefSeq lists its product with no specific name. The coding region runs from base 1 to 768 and encodes 255 amino acids. Gene Ontology annotation, biological process: tRNA threonylcarbamoyladenosine modification. The transcript has a single exon. NCBI's taxonomy places the organism in Eukaryota, Viridiplantae, Chlorophyta, Mamiellophyceae, Mamiellales, Mamiellaceae. The record is from RefSeq and is a predicted model, not a curated record.